AUGGAUGUCGAACUUUCGACCGGCAGCAACGGACAGAGUGCGCGCCCCAACGUCCUCCUAGGCGCGUCCGGAAGCGUUGCCGCAGUGAAGGUUCCCAGGAUUGCCGAGCUGCUGUCGGAGUUUGCGGCUGUCAAGGUUAUUGCAACCGAUGCUGCUGGGCACUUCUUCGCAGAACUCGACCUGCCACCGCCCUGCCAGCCUCUUUUGGGUGACGAAACUGAGUGGCGGCAGUGGAACCAAAAGGGAGACCCCGUGUUGCACAUUGACCUCAGGAAGUGGGCUGACUGCUUCGUCAUUGCCCCCUUGUCUGCCAACACACUUGCAAAGGUGUCCCAUGGGCUCUGCGACAACCUCCUGACGAGUGUUGUGCGCGCAUGGGACUUUGAGAAACCGUUGCUGGUGGCACCGGCAAUGAACACAUGCAUGUGGGACAGCAAGUUUACCACAGAGCAGCUACAGAGGCUUAGGAAUCUUGGAGUUGGUGUCAUUCCUCCAGUGGUUAAGACUUUGGCUUGCGGGGACACAGGAACAGGUGCCCUUGCUGAACCAGAAGUCAUUGUUGAGUUUUGCAAGCGUGCAUUGCUGGACAAAAGUCAGUAA
Messenger RNA from Ostreobium quekettii, 600 nucleotides. NCBI's taxonomy places the organism in Eukaryota, Viridiplantae, Chlorophyta, Ulvophyceae, Bryopsidales, Ostreobiaceae. The record is from the annotation of a GenBank genome assembly.